Molecule: messenger RNA, 1411 nt
Organism: Cladophialophora immunda
Lineage: Eukaryota; Fungi; Ascomycota; Eurotiomycetes; Chaetothyriales; Herpotrichiellaceae
Exons: 3
Coding region: 215-751 (178 amino acids)
Biological process (GO): pyruvate import into mitochondria
Cellular component (GO): mitochondrial inner membrane
Molecular function (GO): pyruvate transmembrane transporter activity
Source: RefSeq, a predicted model, not a curated record
GGAGAUCUGACUUUCUCCUCAUCCAUCUUCCCCGUUGAGAUCCCAGCAAUUGACUCACCUCUCUUCAUCCUUUCGACAUCAACUCCGUCAAGGGUGACAAUCUCCACUCCUUUACUGUCACCUCCGUCGCCAGACCUUGCAUCAACAUCGCCGCAUAGCACUGCCAGGGCCAAAGCUCGCCCCGUAGCAGAACGCGCACCAGAUUACCCUCAUUAUGUCCGCCCGCUUCGGACUGCGCUUCGCGCAGCAAACCGCCCGACAAUCCACAACCUCAUUCACCUCACGAGCACCCUUUCAGUUGAGAAAUCCCGUGUUUCGACGAUGGCAGGGCACAGCUGCCAACCCGGCGGUCGAGGGCGCGCCACCGCAGUCUCUGUUCCAGAGACUUUGGACCAGUGAGGUCGGCAUUCGGACCGUGCAUUUCUGGGCCCCUAUCAUGAAAUGGGGUGUCGUCCUUGCGGGCGCAUCAGAUUUCCUCCGUCCCGCCGAAAAACUGUCCUUGACACAGAACUUGGCUCUCAUGGCCACAGGUUCCAUCUGGACGAGAUGGUGCUUUGUCAUUCGACCAAAGAACAUGCUUCUCGCCGCUGUCAACUUCUGUCUCUUCCUUGUAGGUCUCGUCCAAUGCAGUCGGAUCUUCAUGUAUCGGAGCUCGCAAGAUGGUAGCACCACCGCCGCCUUGAAGGAAAUGGAGAAGGACAUCGAGAGCUCGGCGAAAGUGGUGGAGAAGAAGGUGGAAGCCAAGUUGUAAUUGAGCGAGACGAGGUGUGCGGAACGAUCGCGGGUCGUUCAGGAUGGGCUGGAUAGAGGGGAACUCAGGCGAGAACGAGCACAAGGGUUUGUGUUGAAAGUCACUGUGCUAGACGGCGGUUGCCAUCCGUUCAAGCUGGAAUGCUUCUGGAAUUUCCUUCAAAAGGCGAGAUGACUAUUGUUACAGAUACUAGCAAGUCUGACGGCUCCAUUUCUCUUCCGCCAGCAAGAUGUCAUCCCAUGCUCCCGACCUCAGAUCUAGAGCAAGAUACUGGCUCUAGUAUUGUGGGCGUGUGGCUGGAGAGAGAAGGUUAGACAUUUCAUCUGAUCGCACAUAUUGCCAAUUCAAAAGCAUUGGGUCUGGAGUCUAGAGCACACAGUGCGUCAUGCAUCAUUGCUACAGAUGCAGAGCGAUAAGGCCAUGGCGGGACGGACGUGCACUUGGCAAUACGGGAAGAUGCUUCCAAUGCAAGACUCGCCGUGACCAGGCACACCUGUUCUCAAAGGAAACACGGGUGGCCGCCAUGUCCGCAUUGUCGUGUCGCAUAGAGACAAGUCUCGACCAUACAUGCAGACUUUCUCGCCAUGCAACCAGUCGCAGCCCCACCACCACCACGGGAUACACUUUGCACAGCCACUUUGUCCUUGUUCUGUGUAAACU